Messenger RNA from Aspergillus mulundensis, 732 nucleotides. RefSeq names its product DUF3140 domain-containing protein. The transcript has 5 exons. The coding region runs from base 1 to 732 and encodes 243 amino acids. NCBI's taxonomy places the organism in Eukaryota, Fungi, Ascomycota, Eurotiomycetes, Eurotiales, Aspergillaceae. The record is from RefSeq and is a predicted model, not a curated record.
AUGGUCAAAGACACAAGCACCGUCAUCGACGAAUUCAACUCCCUCGUCAACAUGUCCGCCAACGAACUCCGUUCCUGGCUGAAAGAAGAGACCUCGCAGUCCUCAGGCUGGAAGAACGAGUCUGGCGAUGGCGAGACGGUCGGGCAUGAGAGCGGCCGCAAAAUCGUCUCGAUCCUCGAGCAUAACCCGUCCAAGGACGUCGAUGGGUACUCGGACGAAGAUGUCGAGCAUAUGCGCCGGGUUGUCUCGUACUGCAAGAGGCAUCUGGCGCAGGAGGAGAAGGCGAAGACCGAUACGGGGAGCAGGAGUUAUCGCAGUUUGAAGAAUUGGGGGCAUGAUGCGUUGAAGGAGUAUCCUCGUCCUGCUCUCCGCCACUGUGCCAUCCCCAUCCCCAUCCCCAUCCCCAUCCCCAUCACCAGUCCAAGAACCCCCAUUCCCCCGCGUCUCGCUGUCGCGCUCACUCCCGCUCAGCGCCUCCAGCUCAAUCGUCGUCGUACUCGUAAGCAGCACCUCGUCGCCCUCAGGACCCGGUCUGAACCGGCGCGCCCGCGGCCCCAAGCCACCGCGGUCAUGUUCAUCGUCGAGGACCGUCACGGUGCCGGUGCGCGUGCGCCUGGCGGUGACGGUGAGUGCCGCGCGCAGCAGGCGACGACGACGAGUCCGCCCCUGUCAACCCAGGCCCAGGCCCAGGCCCAGACGCACUCGCACUCGCACUCGCAGGGCCAGACGUAA